AUGCCAUCAUACUUCAUCAAGCAGCACAAAGCACUGGUCAGCAAAAAACAGCAUCACAAAGGUAGCAUGCAUACGUUUGCCACUGGACGCAGUUUAGCCAGCGAUGCCAUCAUACUUCAUCAAGCAGCACAAAGCACUGGUCAACAAAAAACAGCAUCACAAAGAGACAGAGAUCGUGCUGGAGUUGUUACAGACCUGAAGGUCUCGUUGAGAUCUGCGCAGCCUACUCUCUCCUCGCAUGUCAUUCUUUGUCACUGCUGUCCUUGCUUGAGCCUUGAUCAUUUCUGCAAGAGACAGAGAUCGUGCUGGAGUUGUUACAGACCUGAAGAAAUCCCUGUAGAAGCUCACGCAGAAAUGGGCCGAAAGGAGGGCAACUAUGAUUGGAAAAAGAGCACGGAUAACAUCCAGGAUGUGUUUGAAUUCAUGGAGGUGCUCGGAUCAGCGAUCCCUGUCCCUGAAGACAGAUACUGUGAGAACAGCACAAGCCCAGAGAAUCUGCUCUACUACAGCCCUGAUGAAAACUCCAAGAUCAUGAUCAGUGAUUUUGGCCUGUCUAAGUUGGAGGAUAAUGGCAUCAUGUCCACGGCCUGCGGGACUCCAGGAUAUGUCGCCCCUGAAGUAUUGGCCCAGAAACCUUACAGCAAAGCCGUUGACUGCUGGUCUAUUGGAGUCAUCACCUACAUCCUUCUCUGUGGAUAUCCUCCUUUCUAUGAAGAAACCGAGACUCGUCUGUUUUCCAAAAUCAUGAAGGCGCAGUAUGAGUUUGACUCGCCCUUCUGGGAUGAUAUCUCUGAGUCUGCAAAGGACUUCAUCCGCAACAUGAUGCAGAAGAAUCCUAAAAUGCGUUAUGACACAGAACAGGCUCUCAGACACCCCUGGAUUAUAGGAAAGACGGCCCGGAGUCAGGACAUCUACCACUCCGUCAGCGAGCAGAUCCAGAAGAACUUUGCCAAGUCCAAGUGGAAGCAAGCCUUCAACGCUACAGUGGCCAUUCACCACAUGAAGAAACUUCAGCUGGCCCACUCUGAGGCCUGUCUCCGUCUGAAACAGACUCCUGUGCCUGAGAUCAAGGUCAUCGCAACAUCCACACCUGAAUCCGUGCGCAAGAAGCUGUUCGCUGAGACCCCAGAACCAAACGGCAACAUUCCCAGCAAUCAGAUGAGCGUGCCCUCCGGCUCCACCGAGUCAAAGAGUCAGUAUCACCCGGUCCGGGUCAGUCACAGCGAGACCACCCAUGUCGGGACCCUCACCAUUGCAGAGAAGAGCAAACAUGUGUAUCACUCGCAGCCAGCGGACCUAAAUGGGUACGCAAAAAGAAGCUCCAAUCGUAACGGGCAGAACCUGCAGACUGGCGUUUGCUCUGUCAUGUGAUUGGCUGCUUUGGCAUUGCAUGAUUUUGACAGAUCUGUGACCUUUCACUCAGCCCCUGGCUGCUUUCUGUGGGCAGGUUCUGCUGCUCUGUCCUGCUCAAGAGUGUUGGCAAAACAGCUGGCCACCGGCCCGCACUGUUCUGAAAUAUUGAAGUUUAGGGGAGUGCCUCCAAACCAGCAAACACACACACACAUGCAGAGAACAAAUCCAGCCUGUCACACACUUGCAAAUGACACAGUAUCCCUGUAAAAGCAGAAACAUUACAUGUUAGGUGCUGAACCUCAGACUUUGUAUUUUCCCUUGAGGAAACGGAUUUGCAUUAUCAAGGUCAAUUAAUCUCUUUGUAUUCAAACAUCUGGAGCAGGGGUCCGUGUUAUUGGACACUUGUGUAAGGAGUAUUGAGAGUUUUGUACAUAUACCAUGUGAUGCAUGGCUAGUUUGUAAUGUGCAAUAAUGUGUACUGUAGUAAUUCACAUGUGUAAAACACUUUUGCUUCACUGUAAACUGUAAUUAUUAUAGAUUAUGUAAGAAAUAAGAUUCCAGCUUUUCUUUAUUUUUUCAAUAGUUGCUGUUUUUUUGGUAAUUUAACUAGAGUGAAUGAUUAUUUUUCUAAUGCAGAAAUUGUUAUUGUAUGUUUAUUCAUUAUAUAUUUUUGUCAUAAUAAAACAGAUAAAAUUAUUUAACGCCUUUUCCCAC
Molecule: messenger RNA, 2067 nt
Organism: Sinocyclocheilus grahami
Lineage: Eukaryota; Metazoa; Chordata; Actinopteri; Cypriniformes; Cyprinidae
Product: calcium/calmodulin-dependent protein kinase type 1G-like
Exons: 14
Coding region: 1-1371 (456 amino acids)
Biological process (GO): protein phosphorylation
Molecular function (GO): protein kinase activity; ATP binding
Source: RefSeq, a predicted model, not a curated record